AUGCUGUCGAAGGCGUUAGCGUUACGUCGGCUGCCUUCCCCAGCGGCAUCACGAGCGUUCUCGACUGCGGCGACAGAGGGCGGCAUUUGGACGGCAGCAGAGGCGGGGGACGGACAGGCGCCUUUGCUGCAGGCCCAUGACCUCUCUUUCUACCAGCAGUUCGAUGUGCCUUCCCUCGGAAAGUAUCAUAAUUACUACCCAGAGAAUACACCGUCAUUCAAUCUGAUGGAAAGAUGCGUGGAUGAGGCCCAUGCUAGAGGAGCGGAGUUGGCGUCUUCAUAUGACCCUUACCUUCCUGUGGACCUCAUGCAGUCGCUCAUCAUUACUAUCCAUGACUACAUGCCGGGACAUAGCUGGAUGGCAUCAAUAGCAGUAGCGGCCACUGUGGUUAGGAUCAUGGUAUUACCACUGUUGAUAUCGUCUAUGAGAGCUGGUCGGAUCAAGCAAAGGAUCAUGCCUCAGCUGGAUGCGUUGAGUGCUGAGAUGAAGGAAGCAGAAAAGAAGGGGAGUCAACAGCAACUCAUACGGGCCCAAACGAAAUACUCUCAGUUCAUAAAGGAGCACGGGUCAAUGGUGACGAUGAAGGGCAUGAUGGGCAUGUUCGUACAAAUACCAAUAUUCACUACUGCCUUCCUUUCCAUGCGUCAGAUGUCCAACCAUCCUCAUAUAUUCAAAGGGUUCCCGAUGGAGACGCCGUUAUGGUUGGACUCAUUGGCGCUCUCGGAUCCGAUAAUAGUCUUGCCAGUGUUGGCCUCGGCCUUGCUAUUGACUAAUAUAGAGUUCUUCGGAUCGCUGGAUUCAGCACAAGCAGCAGAAGCUGGGGACCGUCCUGAUACCAAGAACAAGCUUGGUAUUGACCAGAAGACUAUGCAGAAGUAUUCCCGCCAUGGUUUCCGAGCCCUUUGCGUCAUUGCUCUUCCCGCCACAAUGUACCUUCCUGCGGGCCUUUUUGUCUACACCUGCACGAAUGCCCUGUGGGCAAUCACCCAAAACCGUAUACUGCGGCUGCCCAUUGUAGAACAAGCUCUCAAUAUACCGCAUAAUAUAAAGAAAGAGGAGAAGAAGGAUGAGACUUAUUUCGACCCGGGCUCGAUCGUCACCGUGGAAGAGGCGCUGCGAAUAUCUAAAGAGAACAGUCAACGUGCUGAACAAAUUGCUCGAAUGAACUUAGAGCAGAAGCUUGCGCGGCGGCAGGCGCAGGCGGCCGUUGAAGUCUCUCUCCCACGAAUUGUGAGUAUGAAGAGAAAGCAAAAGGGAGAGUGA
Molecule: messenger RNA, 1263 nt
Organism: Perkinsus marinus ATCC 50983
Lineage: Eukaryota; Perkinsozoa; Perkinsida; Perkinsidae
Product: cytochrome oxidase biogenesis protein, putative
Exons: 13
Coding region: 1-1263 (420 amino acids)
Biological process (GO): mitochondrial respiratory chain complex IV assembly; protein insertion into mitochondrial inner membrane from matrix
Cellular component (GO): mitochondrial inner membrane
Molecular function (GO): membrane insertase activity
Source: RefSeq, a predicted model, not a curated record